Zychaea mexicana is the source of this 1941-nucleotide messenger RNA. RefSeq lists its product as uncharacterized. The coding region runs from base 1 to 1941 and encodes 646 amino acids. The transcript has a single exon. NCBI's taxonomy places the organism in Eukaryota, Fungi, Mucoromycota, Mucoromycetes, Mucorales, Lichtheimiaceae. Gene Ontology annotation, molecular function: protein binding. The record is from RefSeq and is a predicted model, not a curated record.
AUGGGCGAGUUUGGGAGGCGCGUGUCAGACAGAAUUGCACUGUCACCGAGUGUUCAGGCGAUUUUCACAGCCAAACACCUGGGAACCCUUAUGGAUAUUUGGACAAAGGCCCAUCCGGAUCAUAUACCAUCACAGAAAACAUAUGAUGCUUUACUGGCUAUUUAUGCUGCAGAGGGUGACAUGACACGACUCAACAGUGCAUUGGCGGAUAUGCAACAACACAACAUUCAACCAACCCAAUACAUGUUGAACGCGCUCCUCCGAACAUCUGUCACCAGCCCGUCGUACGCCAAGGCGCUUUACAAGGCGUCGAAUCGGUCUAACAAGCUGGAUAAGGAGGGUUAUGCAUCAUUUAUUCAAGCAUUUGUCAAUGCAGGGGACCUGGAAUCGGCACAGCGCGUGGCAAAACAUAUGAAAAAACGUCCAUUUACGGUCAGCACGAGCUCUCACAUGGCGAUUGUGCAGGGAUGGGUCCGGCAAGGUCAGGUGGAAAAGGCAGCGGCUUGGCUCGCCAAAUGCAAUUACGCCAAACUGGUCAAGAACCAGUGUCAGGCAACGCUCGAUCCGUAUGCUAUUGUCCUCGAGGGCUAUCUACACACUGGCAAAUGGGGCAGAUGCAUGCAGUUAUUGGACUCAAUCAAAUAUGAGGCUCCCAUGGCUCAGCAGAAUCGGCGUAUUGUCAAGGCGACGCUUGCGGCACGAAUUGCAAGGGGCGAUUUUGGAGCCUGUGAGCGCAUACUGCGCGAGAAACAGAUCGAUUUUACGCCAAUGACGAUUCAGCGGAUCACACACACGACACUGGAUAUGAAGGAGAACAACACGUAUAGCGUUCCGGGUCGAUCGGUCGUGAAAGGAUUGGAGUUGAUGGAGACGUUGUUGGAUCUUCGGGUCAGUGCAGCAGGCCUCAGUCGACUUAUUGAUAAGCUAGGCGAGCGGGGCGAUAUUCAGGCCGCUUAUGAUUUGUACCAACGCGCACGGAACGACGGACGUCCGUUAUCACUGGGUGUUUUCCGCUCAAUGAUGGAGGCUGCGAUUAAGAACAACGAUACAGCCAUGGCAGAAAAAGUUACUUACCAUAUAAACCAAACUGGAAGUGAACAUCGACAUCAAACGCGUCCUUCGCUUUCAUCCUACAAUAUGCUGCUUAACGCCUAUGCUUCACGGCAACCAGAACCCCAUCUUGCACGUAUGACGCGGACAUUUCGAAAAAUGUUAGAGGAUGGACACAAGCCUGACGUCGUUACGUACAAUACACUUAUUAAGGCGUUUGUUCAGAUGGAAAACCAAAAGGCCGCUCGCAGUAUUUUUCAAGAGAUGAAUGCUGCUGGACACCGAGCCGACAGCUGGACGCUCAACACCAUCAUCCAAGGCUGGAUAGCGCAAAUGGACUGGCACAAUUUGGAGCAGUUCAUCAAGGAGAUCAAGAUCGAUGGGUAUGUUCUCGAUACAGUCACAUUUAAUGUGAUGCUGGAAGGUUUAUUACGACUCAACAAUUACGAGAUUCGGAUGACCAAGCUGUGGAAGCGUCAGAAUCGCUGGUCGAAGCUGAAACAGCAUGAGAAGCAUCCCAAGAACGCCCCUUCCAGCAAGACUGUAUGGGAGAUCUUUGAAUCGGCUGUUGGUGUCAAACGUGCAGAUCUGGAGGAAAUAAAUGGCUCAGUGGAGCAGCAGCUGCAACAACUAGAAGAAAAUCGAACGCGGAGGCGAAUGGAUGUGGAUCAACAAGUGGCGUUUAGACGUCUUUCGCAACUACAGCAAGAACAGAACCAUCGCCAGCAAAGGGUGCCACUGCAAGUCUCUACUAAUGAUGCAUUCUAUACGCUAUUCCAGCAUGCCAAGCCGGACGAAGUAACUUUUAAACUCUUCAUGAAAGCAUUUCACAACGCCAACGAUGCCGAAUCAGCGUCCAAGAUCCAUCGAUAUUGGACAAACCAGAACUAA